This is a messenger RNA of Paramuricea clavata, 3996 nucleotides long. Lineage: Eukaryota; Metazoa; Cnidaria; Anthozoa; Malacalcyonacea; Plexauridae. The record is from the annotation of a GenBank genome assembly.
AUGGGACAGCUACCGGUCUACAGGACAGACAUUAAUCAUCCUGCUUUUGCCAACACUGUUUUAGACCUUUUCGGACCAUUUGAAAUCAAACUAGGAAGAAAAACCAUCAAAGAAGCUUGGUGCUGCAUAUUCACCUGCAUGACAAGUAGAGCAGCAAUCCACUUAGAACUUUGUACGGACAGAUCUACAGAUACGUUCUUGAUGGCAUUCAGAAGAUUUUCAUGUAUCAGAGUUAGAAGAUUUUCAUGUAUCAGACAUCCAAAGUUAGUUUGGUCGGACCGUGGGACGAAUUUUGUUGGUUCCCAAAAAUACCUGCAGGAGAUGGUGGAGAGCUGGGACAUACUGAAGAUUAAAUCCAGCGUUUCAGAAUUUGGCACUUCAUUUGAAUGGUGUUGGAAUGUGCCUAAGGCUAGUCACAUGAAUGGAGUCGUGGAAUCACUGAUAAAGUCCGUACGAAGAGCAUUGGAAAGUUCAUGUAAAAUGAUAGCCUACACAGAAGAGCAAUGGAGAACCUACUUAGCUGAAGUAACGUUUCUGGUGAACUCCAGACCCUUAUACCCUGCAUCUGGCAACAUUUGGGAAGAACCUCCCAUCACUCCGAACGACCUGAUCAUAGGACCAAAUUUUGGAGUUCCACAACCCAAAGAAGAAGAGCAAGUCAACCCGAUGCAUCUCAGUAAAAGUGUUCAGAAGAGAGUUUGUCAAUUCUGGCAAUGUUGGAUGAGGUAUUUCGCUCCAAACUUGUUAAUUGGAUCGAAGUGGCACGAGAAGAAAGAUAAUGUUGGAGUUGGUGAUCUUGUAUUAGAAAUCGAUGGGAAUCGCAAGAGAGGUGAGUGGCAAAUGGCGUUGGUGGAGGAACUAUUUCCUGGUGGUGAAUAAUCUUGUUCGUAAAGUAAAGAUUAGAACGUCGAAGGGAGUCUACGAAAGACCCAUAGCGAAGUUAUGCCUAAUUGCAACCCGACAAGAGCUCGAGCAGAAUGAAACUUUAGUACAACAUAGUUAAAAAACACUGAAAAGACAGGCAUAUAGACAGUAAUUUCGUUGCUCAAACGUUGAGCUGUUAACGUUUUCCGCACUGGGGAGGAGUGUUUUGACACUUUAAUAGAACUGCAUAAUGCAUGCUAAUUAUUUGAUAUUUAAUUAUGUUAAUUUUGGUCAUGUGUUGUUUGUUUUAAUCAUAUGAUCGAAAGUCGAGGGAAAUAUCCAACCUCGGUCUUGCUGUAUUGACCUUGCUAUCGUUCGGUCAAUACAGCAAGACCUCGGUUGGAUAUUUUCCCGUACUUCCCUCACUCUCAGUCAGUAAGUUAUUAGUAUAAUCCGAGACGAAGUCGAGGUUUUAUUCAACGAUAUUUACUGAACCUGAGGCGAAUAAUUCAUUGUUUUAGUAUGUAUAACCACAUAAGGUGAUUAUUUGCGGAAAUAAAUACUGAAAAAUACACGUUUCAUACACAAUGAUCUUGUCUAAAAGUACACAUGCACGAGUGACCACGAGUGACUUACGAAUGACCAUGAUUGACCACGAUAAAAUAAUAAUAAAAACUAUUUUAAAAGACGAAAUUUACUGAUUGAACACAUUAACAAUGCUCUCCUGAACAUUGCAAUUUGCUACGUUUGUGCUGAAAGUCUGUUACCAUGGCAACAGCGUGCUUGGUUAAAACUCAAAAUUUGUCUUUCUCCGGCAAUUUUAAAAUUUCCCUUCCCUAUUUUUGUUAAGCCAAUAUUAUGAAAUGUGCAAAGUUUGUAAAAAUUAGUGAAGGCAAGGGAGAAAUUUAGGUUUAAUUUUGUUUAAUUUGACUAAAGAAACAGGAGCUUUUUUGGAUACUAUAGUGCAGUAUAAUGCAAAAAUUCUAGGGAGCCACCUUAAAAUAAUUUUUAUUAUAUCAAUGAUUUUUAAAUACAGAAAUCACUUGUGGUCAUUCGUGUGUACUUUUAGACAAGAUCCAAAAAACCACAAUUUUCAAAAACGCUUUAGCUGAUUAUUGCUUUUUAUAAUCCGAGGUAGCGCAACCGAUCAGCGUGGAUUAUUUUUUUUGAAUACAGAUUCUCUUGGUUUAAAUUGGGAGUUAGAAGAAUUGAAGGAUACUGGUAUCUCAGAAACAGAUGGAAACAGAUUGACACAAGAGGAGAUUAAUCUGAUACAUGAAAAAGAAAACGAUAUUAUUCAUAUUGCGAAAGGUAUACUGUAUAUUAAUUGGCAUGCAAUUAUUUAGACUAUACUAAAAUUCUAUUGCAUGUCAUUUUCAUUGACCAUUGUAUUGGAGGAAAAUAUGAUCAAAAUAUAAAUUGUAAUAAUUCACAGUUAUUAAUUUAUUUAUCGUAGACAAAAUAAGUGAUGCGACGCCGAUGGAUACAGCUGAGGAUCACGAAAAGUCACAUAUAUAGACACACUGAAAUUUCAAAUGUGAGUGCUGUUUUUUAAGCAUUGUAAGUUGUUGCAGGGUAUCAGCGAAUAGAGCCGUAUGCGCUGACAAGACAAGAACUGGCCAUGGCAUGGGCCAGUGGCAAAGCCAGCCCGACAAUUUGGUCAUGCUAUGCAAAUUUUAAAUCAUUAAUUUCUUUACAAAUUGAUUGUUUUCACGGUGUAUGUUCAGUAUGUAUAUGAACACGGAAAUAUUUGCAUAGCAUGACCAAAUUGUCGGGCUGGCUUCGACACUGGCAUGGGCACAAAUGUGUCCGUUGCUUUAUACGUAAAUAUAUAUAUUUCAAAAUUUUAAUUGGUUCCGGUUUUAAAUUGUUCAAAAACCAAUUUAAUUAAUUUGAUUUAAAUGAUCUAAUCUGAACAUUUCAAAAAUAUUGCAGUGUCUCAUACCAGGAACAAAACAACUCUGGCAAGGCUUGAGUCCGAAUAAAAAACAAUAUUUUGAAAAGGUAAAUGUGUAUGUAAUUACGUAGUUUCAGAGGCGAUGCUAUAGCUAUGCAUGGCAAUGCUAAUCUAAUAGUAAUAUAAGCGGUAGUCUUUUUACAAUAAAUUAAUUGUUAGGUCCAUAUUAAAUAUAUAUAGAUAUAGGUUAUAGGCAUGGCCCAUAACUUUCGUACGCGAAACAAAGAAACAUGAUGGCAGACUCAGUUCUUUUCAUUUUCUAAAUUGAUAGAAUUUUGAUGCUGCCCAGAAAUUCGCUCGCUCAAAAAAAACCCAAACCAUCAGGAAAAUGCUCCGCAGUCAAGUUCAAAUGAUAGCAGUGACGAGUUUGAUGAAACAGUGGCAGAUCAAACUCCCUCAACAUCAUAUGCUGGUAAGAAACAAGAUAAAUACAAGGAUGACAUAAAUUUUCGUUUACCUCAAAAAAACCACUACAGCCUGUUUUAUCCGUAUAUGAAUCGUCAGGUGGUUGAGAAAUAUAUAGAUAAUAUAUAUCUUCUUCGCAAAGUUCAUCGGUUUCAUACAUUCAGACGCCGGUGGUCCGUUCAUUCAACCAGCCUAUGACCUAUGUAUAUGACUAGGUAUAUAAUAUCUCAAAUUUAACAUAUUAUAGGUUUCAAGAAGGGACUAUUCUCAGAAGGGACCAUUGGUGUUUUACCAAGACGGGGUAUGUAUAUUUUAUGAAUUAUGACCUUUACCAGCCAACGCGUACAUGCAUAUAGACUGAUAUGUGCCGUUUAUACAAACCGUGUUAAUGUCAUGAAAACACUACUACUUGUACUAGACUGUGAUCGAAUGUUGAGUUAAGCCCAUCUAUUAAUCAUGAAUCUAUCUCUGUAGUACGAACUAAAGUAACAAAGGACACUUCUGAACUUUGUAAAAAAUGUGGCUUGUUCUCACCUCAGAAGAAUUGGUCAGGCAUUUGGGUGCAAUGCGACAAAUGUGACAGCUGGUUCCACAUGUAAGUUGCAGAAAAUUUCCACAUCAAAUAACAAUUAUAUAUAGUACGCGAGUUUUAUACGUCAUUGAAAUAUACUGUUAAAAUCUAUUUGUCUAGGCAAUGCACAAAUCUGAAAAGAUGGCCUAGAAAGAAUCAAGAAUGGUACUGUGGUACAUGUCAGGAGACUAGAAACUAA